Messenger RNA from Malassezia pachydermatis, 2679 nucleotides. RefSeq names its product px domain-containing protein. The record is from RefSeq and is a predicted model, not a curated record. Gene Ontology annotation, molecular function: phosphatidylinositol binding. The transcript has a single exon. Bases 1 to 2679 code for a protein of 892 amino acids. NCBI's taxonomy places the organism in Eukaryota, Fungi, Basidiomycota, Malasseziomycetes, Malasseziales, Malasseziaceae.
AUGGGGGCGGAUACAAAUCCGUUUCUGCGCCGCGCAGCUGCGCGGGAGUCUAUACCUGCAGCCAAGAUAGAAGCUGUAUCCACGGUUCCAGCUGCUAAUGGCCCUACAGUGUCCUCUCUCUCGCCUUUGCAGGCCCAUUACCUGAAAAAGACUUUGGUGGGGCUUCAGCUCCAGGAGGAACUGGCUCAGCUGCACAGAGCGGAUGCCCUCGAGCUGCUUGGCCCACCCUUUCGCAGUUCAAAGCCACUGGAUCCCAAGCAGCUCCCAUUGCUCCGCCAUUUGCUACAUCGGUUCGUACUUACGUUCCCAUUCUUUGCCAAAGCACCGCCCAACUUUUUUUCCGACAAGGUGCAGCUGUUUAUGGAACGACUGCUCGAGCGGAAUAUUAUUACCAUCCACGACGAAAAUGGCGGACUGACAGGCGUAUCGAAUGUAACUGGCAAGAUGCAACGGUACUUGUGUAUGCUGGUCAGCUCUUCUAUGCGGGUGAUGGGUGUGGAAGAAGAUGUCGUUCGGAUCAAUGAACAGGAUCAACAACGCCUAGCUGCUAUUGAUGCACAACAGCGUGCAGCUCGCAAUAGAUCGGUAUCAGAUCACUUUGAGGUGGACAUUGUGGGCGUACGACGUACUAUUCUGCGAGGUCGUCUGCGUACCAAGGUCCAGGACGAGUUUCUUGUGUCGACAAAGAUUCAUUCACAUGAAGUCUAUGUGGGACACACCUAUCGCGGUUUCGAGGAGAUGCACAAACUCCUAGUAGCGCGUUUCCCCAUGGAAGAUAUCCCUGAUAUGCCCGCUAAGGACGAGUCGGCGACCACCAUCGACGGGACACUGCCUGCGGAAGAAACAGACGAGUGGACCGAUAUGACAGCGACUACACCCAGUAUGCUCAUUCGCGAGAGGAAUAGGCAUACACUUCGCGCUUUCCUGCGAAGCCUGCUCGCCAUCCCAGAUGUGGCUGAUAGUGAGAUCAUGCGCAGCUUCCUGAUGGAUGAACCUACAACCCUUACCAGUGCAGACAAGGCCGAUAUGGAUGUGCGCAAACGUGCCGAUGCCCUACGUGAGACUGAAUUCAAAGAGUUUUCCGACAAGAUUACAGAUCGCGUACUACAAUUGCAGCUGCAUCUCGGGACGUUCAAAAAGCAUCUGAUGGAGCCUGAUGGACUAAGUCGUAUGCUGGCCACCAUCCGGCGCUGCCCACAUGUGUCGGAUUUGCCACCAGAGUAUAUGGAAUUGAUGAACUGGGCCACGGUGUCUAUGGCUUCCGGCCUUUUUACCAUGUUUGUGGGCCGCGACUCGUCGUCAAGUGCAUUUGCCCAGUUGAAAUCUGUGCACGGCAUGAUGCCUUACUUCAUGGUGCGUAGUAUCCUGCGCAUUUCCAACCCUGUGGCAAUGAUGCGUUCCUUUUUGGAUUUGUUUUUGGCGCAGCCCUUUGGGCAAAAGAGCUUACUGCAGCGGAUGUUUACCGGCCGAUUGCAAGAUGAGAUUGCUGAGAUGAAAGAGCUAGCCGAGAACGUAAUGUCCAGGAUCCCUGAUCCAUUGUGGUGGAAAAAGGUGGCAGAGUUCGUUGCCAUGCCGCAAGACAUGCAGAAUUUGUUUUGUGAGCAGGCUCGGGCAGAACGAUCCGAGCUUUUAUGCGUCGUACUUCGCUCGCCCCUAGGAGGUGAGCUGUCUGAACGGCAGCAACGUCAACUCAGUCGUGCAACGGCUGAACAGCAAAAACUAAAGCGAGAGCGACGGCGCGCCCAAGCACACGGCCUGCCUGAGCCGGAGCCUGACAACGAGGAUGCGUGGCUUCUUGAAGACCUGCAUGUAUAUUACAACCUAUGCGUGGCCAUGCGUGAAAAAGAGCAGCUCAUUGGUCUCAUAUCUGACAGUGCUACGACCGACCUGAUCAGGGAUAUGAUUACGAUCUUCUAUGCGCCUUUGGCAGAGGUAUAUCGUGCGGCCAACAUUGCCGAUAUGCUCGGUGACCUGCAAAUGUUUAUCACGGAUUUGAUCAAGACCGUGGACGACCACGAAUCGCUCUCGGCUACGCGGCCCGAAUUGUUGGUGGAUGCGUUUGUAAAUUUAGUCCAACGCCAUCAACAAUUGUUCUACAACUUUGUGCAUCAAGUGCAUACGAAAGGGUCAGCGUUGUUUGAACGAUUGGUACAAUGGAUUCAGCUAUUUAUCAAUUAUGUGCGUGAUCCACGAGAGCCAGAAUCUUGUGGCUUAGGUUGGAUUAAUUUGGAUCGCUGUCUGCCUACAGAUCCUGGCAUGUAUCAGCGUGUCAUCGCCGAGACGCAAGAGGUGAUACAGCAAGCGUACCGUGUCAAGCUAAGACGGGAAAUUCGACGGCGACGCAAGAUGGCCCAUGUUGCUGCUACUGGGUCGGACAACAAUUUGUAUGAAGAUGAUCAGUUUAUUAAGACCAUGUCGAACAAUUUUGGAUUUGGAUCGGCGCUCAACGAUGAAAUUGAGGAAUUGGGAGAUGAUGACGAGGACGAUUCAGCUUCUUCGACUCAUUCCAGCGAUUCAGAGGAAGGACCUGAAGACGCAGACGCUCGUGUGUACCGACCCCAGGCCGAGGCCAAGGGCACAGCUACACGCGCAGCCUCUUCGAACGAACCUCCUCGCACGGACGCCAUUCGCACUAUGCUUCCUGCGUUCCGUGCCAUCUUGUUGCCCAAGUUGGUGUAA